AUGAAGAAGCGACUCUGCCACAACUGUUUGAAAGGAGAAAACAUAGCGAAAAAUUGUUCGUCCGACAUCAACUGCAAACAUUGCAAUCGACGCCACCACUCUCUUUUGCAUGACGGUACUGGUGAUGGAACCCAGGGAGCCACUUCUGACGCACCCGUCCCGAGUACAUCUGCUGUGGUACAGGCUCACCAAAAUCGUCCAACUUCUUCGAUGGGGAAUCCUAUUCAAUCUGCGGUCGCAGCCAUCGAAAAUGUUCCAGAUUGUGAAGUCAGCGUUCCGAUUCCACAUCCCAAGGAGAACGUCUUUCUUCUGACAGCUCUGGUGAGAGUCGUUGAUGCCUUUGGUCAGGGUCAUCUGGUUCGUGCACUUUUAGACAGCGGAUCGCAGCCUGAUAUCAUCAGUGAGCGUAUGGCCCGUCAACUACGACUGAAGAAAACAAACGUGGAUGUGACUAUACAGGGAGCCGGCCAGCUUGAGCAGUCGGUACGUGAGUCCAUCGUGGCACAGGUCAAGUCAAGGAAUGGAAACUUCGAAGCCGAAAUCAAGUUCUUAGUCAUGAACAAGGUAACAGCAAAUCUUCCGGCGCACGACAUCUCCAUUGAUGAUUGGCAGAUUCCCGAAGAGUUAGCCCUUGCUGAUCCUGGCUUCAACAAGAGCCAGCGCAUCGAUAUGGUUCUCGGGGCAAAACAUUUUCAAUCCUUCUUCCCCAGCGCCGUUCGCAUUCAUCUUGGUGAACAUCGUCCGCUACUUGUGAAAAGCGUCUUCGGAUGGGUGGUAACCGGUUCUGCACUAACACAGCCCAAUCAACCACCCACUCCAUAUUCUGUCUCGUACAGUAUCCUGAACGUUUCGACGGUAACGCUAGAGGAGAGUAUCGAACGUUUUUAG
Molecule: messenger RNA, 888 nt
Organism: Ochlerotatus camptorhynchus
Lineage: Eukaryota; Metazoa; Arthropoda; Insecta; Diptera; Culicidae
Exons: 1
Coding region: 1-888 (295 amino acids)
Biological process (GO): proteolysis
Molecular function (GO): aspartic-type endopeptidase activity
Source: RefSeq, a predicted model, not a curated record